Messenger RNA from Suhomyces tanzawaensis NRRL Y-17324, 747 nucleotides. It is a transcript of the gene CBF1, whose product is annotated as Cbf1p. Gene Ontology annotation, cellular component: nucleus. Bases 1 to 747 code for a protein of 248 amino acids. Gene Ontology annotation, molecular function: protein dimerization activity; DNA-binding transcription factor activity. The transcript has a single exon. NCBI's taxonomy places the organism in Eukaryota, Fungi, Ascomycota, Pichiomycetes, Serinales, Debaryomycetaceae. The record is from RefSeq and is a predicted model, not a curated record.
AUGGCUAAGAGAGAAUCAGAACUUGUCCACGAACCGGAGAAGAAAAAGCUCCACAAGGACGACAUCGCCAUCGACUCCGAAUUGCUCGGACAGCAAUCGUCCUACGGCAACGAAACUGGAGGCCAGGGCGACCGUUCGGGCCCUGGCAAGUCCGAAACCUCGGAACACGACGAGGUGGCUGCUGCCGAAGCUGCUGCUGCUGCGGUAGCUGCCGUACACUCCAACGAGCAGGCCUCCCAGCAACACUUGGCGUACCAGAACGCGUUCAGACAACAACAGCAACAGCAACAGCAACAGCAACAACAACAACCCCCCAGAUCGCCAGCGGACUCCAACCGUUCGCCUGCAUCUUUCCCACCCCAGCCCACCACCUUGCCACCGCCCGGAGCAGGCAAGCCAUCGCAUGGGUCUGACGAGUGGCACAAGCAGAGAAGAGAAAACCACAAGGAAGUGGAGAGAAGAAGAAGAGAGUCCAUCAAUGUGGGCAUCAAGGAGUUGGCGGCAUUGAUCCCCACCCCAGACACCAACAAGGCACAGAUCUUGCAGCGUGCGGUCGAGUACAUCAAGAGAUUGAAGGAGAAUGAGAACAACAACAUCGAGAAGUGGACGUUGGAGAAGUUGUUGACCGAGCAGGCGGUGUCGGAGUUAAGUGCUUCCAAUGACAAGUUGAAGCAGGAGCUUGAGAGGGCCUACCGGGAGAUCGAGCAGUGGAAGGAGAUGGCCAGAGCCUCCGAGGAGAAGAAGUGA